AUGUCUUAUUGUAAGUUACUUAUUUUUUUGGCUCUGUUAUCGAUAAGUCGAUGUGCUACAGAAAUUCCAUCAUUCCUGAAAAUAUGUCAUCGCAACGAUCUGCGUCUAAACGAAUGUGUGAACCAAAGUGUUGAAGCUCUAAAGCCAUACUUAUCAGGUGGAAUUCCGGAAUUCGAUGUUCCACCUUGUGAACCAUUAAAAAUUCAAAAACUUAAUAUGCAUCGAUCAGAGGGAACAGUUGCAAUUAAAUCUAGUAAUGAAAAUAUUGUAAUCAAAGGAGCAACAAAUUUUGUGCUCAAAAAAGUCAAUGUUAAUCUGAAAAAAGAUCAAAUUCAAUUGGAAAUCUUCUUUCCUGAAUUUUCAAUGACUUCAGACUAUAAAAUUAAUGGGAAGAUUUUGAUGAUACCAAUCAAGGGAGAAGGCCAAUUGACGGGAAACUUCAGUGACAUCAAUGCUGACAUAAUGAUUCAGGGAGAACGCUAUCAAAAUAAUAUUGAUAACAAUACCUACUAUCGAAUUUGUGAUGUCUUGAUAGAUUUUGAUGUAGGAAACGCUAGCGUACAUUUGGAUAAGUUAUUUAACGGUGAUCAGACAUUGUCGUCAGGCAUGAAUUUAUUUUUAAAAGACAAUUGGAAAAUCAUCACUGAAGAUAUUAAACCAGGAAUCGCAGAUAAUAUCGCUGAUUUAUUGAAAAAAUACUCGGAAAAAAUAUUUUCCAAAUAUUCAUUAGAUGUACUUCUGCCAGCAUAA
This is a messenger RNA of Cotesia congregata, 750 nucleotides long. NCBI's taxonomy places the organism in Eukaryota, Metazoa, Arthropoda, Insecta, Hymenoptera, Braconidae. The record is from the annotation of a GenBank genome assembly.